Ordospora colligata OC4 is the source of this 699-nucleotide messenger RNA. RefSeq lists its product as uncharacterized. The record is from RefSeq and is a predicted model, not a curated record. NCBI's taxonomy places the organism in Eukaryota, Fungi, Microsporidia, Ordosporidae. The transcript has a single exon. Bases 1 to 699 code for a protein of 232 amino acids.
AUGGUUCAUUUGAACAGUCAUACUAAUAUUGUAGUGCAACAAGAAGGCAGAGCAGGCACAUGCAUGAUCAAUCAUUCAGAGUGCUGCAAAUGUCAGGAUCAUUAUGCACCCUAUUCUUCAGAACCUGUUCAAUGCAACAAUACAAUGCCUGAAGCAAUUCUUAUGACGCCUCAUCUGUCUGCUUCUCCUAUCCAUUGUGAUACCGAAUGCAAAUGCUUAUGUACUUAUAAAUCAAUGGAUUCACAAUGCAUCAAUACUACAAGUAGCACAUAUUGUCUUCAAUUCAUAUGUAUGCUUUGUUACACAUGCACAGGCAAAUCAUUCUCAGUUAUGAUUCACAGUCAGGUACUAUUUAAGGAAUUCUUGAUGUUCCCAAUGCACAUCCUACACAUCGGUUCUGUUUACAUAAGAAGAUAUAUCAGCCACAUCCAAAAGCCAAUCUCGCCAGAGUCAUUCACCAAGAUAUACCUUGUAUGCUGUGUCCUUGCUGCAAAAUACAUCGACGACACCAGAAUAUUCAAUGAUUUCAUUGUGCAAAAGUGGAGAUUCGCAAUCAAAGAUAUCAAUCGCAUUGAAAUCUCAAUUUUAAGACUGCUCAAGUUCAAUCUCGAUGUUGAUCCAGAUGUAAUUUACUCUUAUGUACGGCCAGGCACUUCUCUAUACAAUUAUAAACAGCACAAUCGAUAUCAAAUGCAUUAG